Messenger RNA from Rhagoletis zephyria (snowberry fruit fly), 1011 nucleotides. The record is from RefSeq and is a predicted model, not a curated record. Lineage: Eukaryota; Metazoa; Arthropoda; Insecta; Diptera; Tephritidae.
AUGUCAGGCUUCAACUUUGGCGCCACUGCCACCAGCCAGUAUAAUCGAUUCAAAACUAUUGUCUACUCGGAAAUCGCGACUGACGAUAAAGAGGGCGAGGAAAAGAUAUUCUUUUUGUUGCGUGUCACUACGGACGAGUCUCAGCUGAAAACAAGUCUAUUGACGUACGAAAACAACUUUAAGCAAAUCGUCGGCAAUAACUACACUGUGAAGCUCGAACUAAAGAACAUUCUUCCUGAUAGUAAAGCCAUCAUUUCCAUUACUGUGAUUGAAAAUGCUACAUCUAAAGCCAUUCCUGAAGCGCAAUUGCGCACUUUUUUCAGUCAACCUAACUCGAAGCAACAACUGAACAGCAUCUUUGCUGGCACAUUCAUCGAGGUGUUGUUUCUUUCCCUGUCGAAGCAAGAGCUGGACAGCUACCUGAGCAUGCCACCAAAAGGCAUUGACGAGCGCAUUUGGACGCAAGCAAAGUUGGAGAAUCCAGACCCGAGUCGUUUCACGCCAUUGCCACUCAUCGGUUUCAACUCACUGAACAAUCGCUUCAAGAUGCAGGAAAAGGAGAUUCAGCAGCAGCAGAUGAGGCUAAAGCAGAUCAUCGACAAUGUAACUGGUCUUGAAAGUGACAUUGCUCAAUUUAAAGCAAAGUUUGAGGAUUGUCGGCGUAAGCAUGCCAGUCUAUCGUAUCAGGUACUAAAGAAAAUGAUCUCGCAAGAGGUGCAACGCAAACGGACCCUACCUAUACAAGCAGAAGAAGACAAACUGCGUGCUAACCUCGAGGCAAUUCAAUCUGAGCUGAAUGUUCCAACAAAAUUCCAAGGAUGUCUUAACGAGUUGAUGUCCCAGCUGCGACAAAUGCAAUGUCAAUCACAGCUCGUCAAUACCAUUACGCCAGAUAAGAAUGCGUUCAAUGAAUACAAGCAGUUUCUUAUGGAGGAGAAUGCCGGCAUCAUGAGUCUAGUAGACCUGUUUAAGAAGGACAUUGAGGACAUCAACCGCCUGACAAACAAGUGA